Messenger RNA from Babjeviella inositovora NRRL Y-12698, 1017 nucleotides. RefSeq lists its product as uncharacterized. Lineage: Eukaryota; Fungi; Ascomycota; Pichiomycetes; Serinales. The transcript has a single exon. The record is from RefSeq and is a predicted model, not a curated record. The coding region runs from base 1 to 1017 and encodes 338 amino acids.
AUGAUUUCAAACAGCACGUUGGAUCUCUCGCAGGUGUACCUGAACUCCGUCCGGCGGUUGGUCAACAGUAACGUCGCAUUGAACAUCCUCACCUGGUUGGUUCUUGUCUAUAACUUGGCAAACGUGGCUUCCUUACUGUAUCGGUACCACAAACAAUCCAAAGGUGGAUUUGUGACCCAGCGGAUUGGCACCUAUGCCGACUUGAGGACCCAUAUUGCAUCGACGGUUCUUUCGCUUUCGCUUUUGGUCAACUACCAUUUUGAAACCCACUCAACCUCGCAUUUCCUCGUUAAUUUUGCCACCUUCCCUCUACAAAUGACCCUUGUGAUCUACCUCGUGUUCCGCACCGUUUACCAUACCAUUUCUCCGCUUCCAGUAUUCAGCCAGGAGCAUGUUUCCAGCAAGAUCCGGUUCUGGAUCCAGGCAUCACUUCCCUUGGCUUUCAUCGCGGUUUCAAGUGUCAUGAUCAUUAUCUACAAAGUAGCCUGUGAUUAUUCCCCUAUUAGAAUGGUGUCUCCGGGCGAAUGUUCCACCUUGGCAGACGGAGAUGAGAUCUGCACUCCUGGGAAGACGCUUGAGCUUUCCAGCAUUCAAGUGUUGCUAUUCCUUCUCUUAGUGCAGCUCGUAAGCGAUGUGUGGUUGUUUGUGCGUUUGAUCACAAUCAAGGUUCCGCUUGAGGAUGAAGUGGUUACAAGUAAGUCCAAAAGUUUUGCCAUGGUGAUUUUGACCUUUCUCACAAUCAACAUUAUGUUAAGUUGUCAAAUCUGUUUGGUGUUCUUUGAUCUCAACCUCGUGACAUACUCCCAACUUCUCCAUGUCACAUCUGUAAUGGAGUACUGGGAUGAUAUGGUGAAUAUGAAGGUCUUGUAUGUGUUUGUGAUCAAUGUCUUCCAGUUCUCAUUAAUGAGCUUAUUGCCCUUGGUGAUGGAUUUAUUCAUCAACAAGCGCAUGAAGUAUGGUUUCAACGAGACUUCCAAAUAUACCGGACCCAAGAAAGUUCGGUUCGCCGACGUUUAA